AUGAAUACUAUUGUAACCAGUAAUGGAUAUCAUACCUCUCGUUCAAUAACGAAUGGACUCAAUGAUAAAUCCUCUACUAGUUCAACAAAACGAAAGAAAUUGAAAUCACGAACAACUCAGAAUGAUAUUUUUACUGAACAAAAAAAGUCGCAAAAAACAAAUUGCACAUUAUCAUCUUCGAUCGGCAAUAUAAUAGAUUCUACUAAAAACAGUGAUCGAAUCGUAAAUCAAUCAUCUGCCACAGAUAGUUUACCAGUUCUGUUUUUGAAAACGAAUGCUACAUCAACAACUAAAAAAGCUCAGCAAACAAUUGACACAUUGUCAAAACGUGACAAUAAAAAAAUUCAGCUUAGUCCAUCAUCAGAUACUGUAUCGUCAAGUUGUGCACAAUCUCCUUCAGUUAUUCUUACACACCAUUCAAUCUAUCAGAAUCAUCUUCAUCAUAAAAUAAGUCCAGUACGAACAUCCUCUCAACAACGAAUUGAACGACAUAUUUCGUCACUUAGAAGACCUCAUAUCAACAAUGAAUAUUGUGAUUCAUGUGGUGAUCGUUACGGUGAAUUAAUCUCGUGUGACACAUGUCCAGCAACAUUUCAUUUACUAUGUGCUAAUCCACCAUUAUCGAGGGAAGAUGUACCGUCUAGUUCAUAUCAUUGUGAAAAUUGUAUUGCUCAUAAACGAGAUAAUCUCUCAUCAUCUACGAGUGUAAACAAUAAUAAUAAUAACAACGAUACAAAUCAUCAACAAAAAUCAGCAUUCUCAUUUGAUCCUAAAAAAGCCACAGCUAAGUUAAACGGAGGAUAUAAACAGGAUUUAUUUGAUAUUAAAAAAGCAUCGUCAUCAAACAAUAGCAAUAGCAAUAUUAAUCAGAUCGAUUUCUUGAACCUAACAACAAAUGAUUCUUUACCGUCACCUAAACGAAAAUUAUCAACUCUGUCAAAUCAGCGUGAACAUGAACAGAAUUCAAUUUCACUUGAUGUUAAAUCUGAUGCUGGACAAUCUCACAAAUCUCAUGUGUUUAAAAAGCGUUCCAAGAAGAAGUCAGUAAGAAAUACCAAUAAACGAAAACGAGUAGAUGAUAAUGAUGUUAUGUCAAUUAAAUCUUCGUCUCAUUUAUCAAAAGCAGUCACACUGAUGAACAAUCAUUCUUCAUCAAAAUUAAACUCGUCCGUCGAAGUAUUAAAAUGUUUAUUAUUAGCGACUAAAUCGGACGAAUUUAAAGGUCCAGCGGUACCCUAUGAUGUGAAUAGGACAAAUAGUCUUCAUCCAUCCUCGAAUCUGUCAAUUAAUGCUCCUUUAUCGUCUCUGACGACGAGGAAAUUAUCGCCUAUUAAUAAUUAUGUCAAUGUGAAUGAUCGAAAUGAUAACUGUACAUCAUCUACUCAUAUUUGGCAAAAAUACUGUUUUCUGUGUCGUCAUAUUAAAUCUCAUUCAAGGAUCAAUUGUCCUCUCGUUCAUUGUAAUUAUUGUCCGUUGACCUAUCAUUUAGAUUGUUUAAACCCACCGCUAACAUCGUUACCAAAACAAAAAUGGAUGUGUCCAAAUCAUAGUGAACCAAUAUUAGAUAAAAAAUUACUUAAACAUUACGGUCAGUUCACAUGUUUAAGUGAAAACAUAAAAUUAUAUAAAAAAUAUUCAAAUAUACAACCAAAUUUAAUUAUACAAGAUUUUUCUCAAUUAAGAAAAAAUAGAAAAUAUUUGACUGUGUUAAAUCAGAAUAAAACACAUUUAGAGCACAUUCAAGUUAGUCAGAUACCAAAAUCAAUUGAGAAUUAUUAUAAGAAAAUAUUUAAUGACAAUAGUCAACAACGAAAGAAAAAAUUUAAAAUGAAUGAUGAUGAAGAUAAUAAAGGGCAGACAGAUAUAAUAGAAUAUGAACAGAACAACAAUAGAUAUGAGAAUUAUAACAAAAUUACCACGACCAAUGUGUAUAAUACUGAAGUGUGGGAUGUAAUUCAAUCAAUCAUAGAUGAUGUUGUUAAAUUAAAAUCAUAUCAAUUGCUAUCAAUUAAAACAGACAUAAAUGGAAUGCAAGAUAAUGAAAAACAAGUUCAAGAACUCCAAGAAUCAACAAUUACUUUGAAUACAAUUGAUCAAUAUUUGAAUACAUUGAAUGAGUCGAAUUAUUUUCAUUAUCGAUCAAUUUCGAAACCUAUUCAUGUUGAAAGUAAUGGUUUAGCUGCACUUGUUACUGCCGCAUCUUCAUUGUACGAAGAACAACAACAACAGCAACAAUUGAAUCAAAUAACACCAAUGACAAUCAAAUCUCAGCAUUCUCAAAUACAACUAUCAACUACAGCAUCAAAACUACGUCAAUCGACAAAAGUUAUUACACAACAAAAACCAAAAACAUUUCAGUUAUCCCAACAUACUUUCUAUAAGCAAUAUUCAGUAUCGUCAAAUCCAUCAUCUUCACCUUCUACAACGACCACACAGUCUGAUACUUCAUUAAAAGUUGUCUCACCACCACGCGCAACGCCUAGUUCUUCUUAUCACACAGUUAAAUCAAUUGUACAUAAUGAUCAACAAAUCAAUAAUUCUCUAACACCAUUACAGACUAAUACCUCUAUAUCAUCACAUCCAUUGUACAUUACACCACCACCUUUUGUACAUAGUGAUCAUGUUUAUAAUAAAACAAUAAUAGAUACACAACCACCGUCUAAUACCAUCGUCAUUGAUCAGAAGCAAGAACAGUCAAAACAACAGUCACAACAACAGUCAGUUAUUUCACCUUAUAAAUCCAUAAUGGAUUUUGAAAAAUUUCGUUUAGCCUAUGCGGCAUUGAUUCAUACACGUACUCAUCAAGUACUUUACUUAAAUAAACGUAAUAUAUGGUUUGGUUUAUCCAUAUCGAAUGAUAUAUGUCUUACUAAAUUUAACGGCUUAUUAACGUGUCCGUAUAUUAGUGAUAAACAUGCUUGUCUUUAUUACGAUGAAAAAACAAAUGUAUUUGAACUAUUAAACUAUAGUGAAUAUGGAACAAUAGUUGAUGGAUUGAGAUAUGGUUUAGGAGACAUAUCCAGUGAUGACGACGAUGAUGAUGAUGAUGAUGCCGAACAGAUAGAGGACCAGAGCGACAAGAUUACUAACAGUGGAACUAAUGAUGCAUUAUCAAUUCCGUUACAACGAUGUUGUUGUCAAUCAUUAUCAAAAUCUCAUUCAGCAUGGGAUGGGGCAGCACGUAUUGAUGCUGGAACAGUGAUACAACUUGGUUGUCAUGAGUUUAUAUUCUAUCGCUACGUUGUACGAUAA
Molecule: messenger RNA, 3252 nt
Organism: Didymodactylos carnosus
Lineage: Eukaryota; Metazoa; Rotifera; Eurotatoria; Philodinida; Philodinidae
Source: the annotation of a GenBank genome assembly